AUGGCGUGGGUCGCUGGAUUACUGCAGUAUUUGAAACACCUGAAAGAAGAGUUUUUUUGCCAGGCUUGUGAGACGCAUUUUAAAAGCCCCAGCAACCUCCAUCGCCGUAAGAUGGUGCAUUUAGAACGAUCGAUCGAAUGCUACGGCUGCUACAGGAAGUUUACAACCUAUCCUGCAAUGAUCUUACACUUGGAGUCCGGCUCAUGUCCAUUCGAGAUCCAAAUUUUCGAUCUGAACGAGUCCGCUACCAUAUGUUCCCAGUGGAAGGCUUAUCGAGAUGAAGACUAUCGAGAUGAACUACUCAAUCGUGACGAUCAACAAUCUGAGUACAGUGAGACGGUUUAUCCAUUCAGAUGUCCCGGGUGCGACAUAGGCUUCACAAGGAUAUCGGGUCUAUUCCAAAACGUGUUUAGCAAAGCAUGCAACCAGGUCUUGUACGCAGGAAAGAUAGGCAAGUUGAUCAAGUGGCUGGAAAAUCGUCAUAACCUUGAUGGAGAGUAA
This is a messenger RNA of Ascochyta rabiei, 501 nucleotides long. RefSeq lists its product as uncharacterized. The transcript has 2 exons. Bases 1 to 501 code for a protein of 166 amino acids. Lineage: Eukaryota; Fungi; Ascomycota; Dothideomycetes; Pleosporales; Didymellaceae. The record is from RefSeq and is a predicted model, not a curated record.